AUGGCAAAAACAGUCAAGCAACUACGCUCGAUAGUUUGUUCGUACUUCCAGCUUCACUCUGGAGCGAACAAGUUUGACAUGGAGAAGCUCUUCCUGUCCGCUGAAUUGAGCCAAUCUGGCAUUUACAACAUCCUCCCCAGCGAUAAAGGCGAAAGCGUUGAGCGAAAGCCUGGUUUCGGCCGCCCUAUAGUACUGCGCGACCGUAACGGUCAGCAGAGGCUGACGUUGAAGAUAGUUAGCAAUGACGAGCUUAAAAGCUUCUGCCUAGCAGAGAAAAAAAAACAAGAAUGCCAUCGCAGGCAGUUACUUGAGUCGAGCGAAGCCAAAUCAUCGCACCGAAACACGCUCAGCUCAUCGCACCAUCACGAGAGUCAAUUCAUCACCAAGAACAACAGUAGGGUAGUUAGUCAACGGGGGGGCCUCGCGGUGCUUCCCUGCAGCGUCACCAUGUCAACACCAGCCACUGUUUCGUGGUUCCGACGGAAAGACUACCAGCUGCUCACGGUCGGGCUGUCCACGUACAGCAGCGACGAUCGGUUCCUGGUGGAGCACACCCGCCACCUCGGCAACUGGGCGUUACGGAUAAAGAACGCCCGCAAGGAGGACGAAGGACUGUACGAGUGCCAAAUUUCCACCCAUCCGCCACAGUCGAUUUUCAUCGAGCUUAGGAUCGUAGAGGCAGCGGCUGAAAUUUUGGAAGCGCCCGAUUUACAUAUAGACGAGGGAUCGACGCUACGGCUGGAAUGCAAGCUGAAACGUGCCACCGAAAGUCCUUUGUAUGUCUUCUGGUACCAUGAGGAUCGAAUGGUCAACUACGACCAGGAGGAUGGCAUUUCGGUGUCGACGAACAAGCUGACAUCGAGCGUCCUGACGGUGCGGAAUGCGACGGCCCGGCACGGAGGCAACUACACCUGCGCACCUGCCAAUGCCCGGCAGUCGAGUGUCUACGUACACGUGCUCAAAGGUGAAAAGCCAGCCGCAAUGCAACAUCCGAACAAGAGUCCGACGGCAGCAUCCGGCGCAAGCAGCAGCGGAGGAAGCAGCAGCACAGCCGUCAGUCGACGCCUAACGAGCUCUGCCAGCUGCUGGCUGGCUGUUCUGCUGCUGACCUGGACCUACUACUGGUCCUCGCCAUGGGUUCUCUUCCGUCACUGCAGCAGUGGCAGCUCCUUCCACUCGUCGCCACCAGCUUCAUCCUCAGCGGCCUGGCUUGCGGCGGUGUUUCGUCGCACGACGACGUGCUCCGGACUCCGGACUAGCUUCAGGAUGACAUUUUGUAUACUAUUAGUGCUGGUAACCGUAAAGACUACAGUCAGCAAAAGUAUUAAAUUGUUUGAUGCGGUUUAAGAGGGCGCACUGGAAUGUGAUAGAAUGGGAUGAAAGUGCGGAGAGAGGGAACCGAAUUCCGUACCGCUGCGCUGUACCGACGAAGGCCGCCCUCUGAGCCUAUUGCAGGUUAGAGAACUUCGUUUUAGGGACGAGUAGUUAUAACUAUUUUGU
This is a messenger RNA of Sabethes cyaneus, 1500 nucleotides long. RefSeq lists its product as uncharacterized. The transcript has 7 exons. Gene Ontology annotation, cellular component: neuron projection membrane. NCBI's taxonomy places the organism in Eukaryota, Metazoa, Arthropoda, Insecta, Diptera, Culicidae. The record is from RefSeq and is a predicted model, not a curated record. Gene Ontology annotation, biological process: synapse organization. The coding region runs from base 1 to 1347 and encodes 448 amino acids.